CCCUCCUCCGCACCACCACCUCCACACGCUCGCCGCUGUGGUACACGCUCCUGGCACGCCGCCAGCUCGCCGCCCGACCACCACAAGCGCACGCAGCAUGCAGCACGCCGGGCCCUCGUCACCGCCGCCCAAGGCGGAGCAGCAGGCCGCCGCCGCUGCUGCCGCCUCGGCUCGCACCCGUGCCGCCGGCCAGCGCGGCUUCGCCGGGUACACGCCCAGCACCCAUCACUCGCUUGCCGACGCGCACGACGCCGCCUGGGAGCGCGACUCGGGCGCCGCCGCGCCGCAGCCGCCGGCGCCGGCACCCGCGGCCGAGGCGGGGCGGGCCGAGGACGAGGCGGAGGCAGACGCACAGGCCGCAGCCGGCGCCGCCGAGCGCAACCCGCAGGAGGAGCAGGACUGGAUGACGCAGAUGGUGCGCGAGCCAGAAGGGGCGCCGGCGCAGGACGACGAUGGCCGUGCGGCGGCCGAGGAGCAGCUGCAGCUGCAGCGCCGGCUAGAGGAAGAUGCCGCAACCUCCGCGGCAGCAGACGCGCAGAAUGCUGGGCUGGAGUUCCCCUCGACCUCCUCCGACGCCAUGGCGGCUGUCAUGCGCCUGGCACAGGCGGCGUCGUCCUACGAUGCGGCAGACGCGGGCGCUGCGGCUGAGCGCGCCGGCGAGUGGCCGAGCGCAGAGCAGGAGGGCAUGGCGGCCGGCGACGGCACGCAGGGCGAAGGCGAGCAGUCCAACAAGCGGCCGCUGAGCACGUCGAAGCGCGCCGCUCAGAACCGGGCGGCUCAGCGCGCCUUCCGCGAGCGUCGUGACAAGCGCGUCAAGGAGCUCGAGCUGCGCGACCAGCUUCUCCAGCCCACGCAGGAGUACGCUGCCGAGCUGCGGCUGCGCCUCGCGGAAACCAACAGCUACGCCCACCAGCUGCGCGAGAUGCUCCUCGCGCGCGGCGUCGCCGAGGAAGAGGUGCCGAGCCCGCCGACCUAUCCGGAGCUGCAGGCACCGCCGCUCGACAUCACUGAAGGCGAGGCGGCCGGCUCGCCAACAGGCGGCGAGGCUGGCCCGUCAAAGAAGCGGCGCAAGAGCGGCAAGACGAAGAGCCCGCAGAUGCAGCCCGAGUACGCGCACCACCCGGACGACGCAAGCAUGCUCGACCUGGCCGCUGCCGCUACGGCGCCGCACGCGCAGCACGAGACCGACGGGCUCGAGUGGCUCGAGCAGCACCACCCGCAGGCGCACGGCCACAUGCAGCACCAGGGCGCGGGCAACGAGGAGGCGCUCGACUCGCUCAGCGCCGUCGCCGUCGAGGCCGCUGCGGCUGCAGCGCACGCCGCUGCGCACGAGCAUGCGGCGCAGGACGAGGCGCAGGCGCGUGCCGAGAUGCUCGAGCACGAGGCGCAGCAUGGACAGGGCGAGCAGGAAAUGCAGGAGCCGCCGCAGCUCGAGGAGCCCGCCGAGCACGUGCUCGAGCAGCAUGCCGAGGACGACGAAGCGGCUGCAGCGCAGGCGGCCGGCAUGGCUGCGGCCUAGCUUCUGCCUCCUGCCCGCCACCCAGCUCUCUACGCCGCUCCACUCAGCGCCCGUCUGUCUCGUCGUCGCGCCGUACUCACCUGCGCUGCAUCUCGACACUCAUACCCCCGCCCCUGUCCCGCUUCUGCCGUCGAAAGCUGUACUUAUACGCACGCGUGACGCAUAGCAUUUGCCCAUCCGUGCUGCCCUCACUC
Tilletiopsis washingtonensis is the source of this 1713-nucleotide messenger RNA. RefSeq lists its product as hypothetical. Gene Ontology annotation, biological process: regulation of DNA-templated transcription. Gene Ontology annotation, molecular function: DNA-binding transcription factor activity. The record is from RefSeq and is a predicted model, not a curated record. Bases 98 to 1519 code for a protein of 473 amino acids. Lineage: Eukaryota; Fungi; Basidiomycota; Exobasidiomycetes; Entylomatales. The transcript is spliced from 4 exons.